AUGAUGACCGCAAUGAUCUUCCUUCUCCUUGCGCUUCCAUUUGCCCUUGCACAAUACGGCCCAGAGGACGCUAGCAUGACCAGCAGCGCAUCCUCUACCACUACAGCCGCGGCCUCGAGCAGUACCAGUAUCCAUAAAGUCGAUGUCGGCGAAGACGGUUUUUCAUUCAACCCUAAUACUCUCACUGUCUCCCCAGGAGAGAAGGUGGAAUUUCAUUUCUAUCCCCAGAAUCAUUCCGUGACCCAAGCUUCCUUCGAUCAUCCCUGUCAUCCCCUGAGUGCGUCCAGCUUCUCGAGUGGGUUCAUGCCCACGACAAAAGAAUCAGAAACCGUCUUUACUCUGACAGUCAACGAUACAACGCCACUCUGGUUUUACUGCGGACAGAUUGGGCACUGUCAGGCCGGCAUGGUUGGGGUUAUCAAUCCACCGUAA
Penicillium nucicola is the source of this 432-nucleotide messenger RNA. Its product is annotated as cupredoxin domain-containing protein. The record is from RefSeq and is a predicted model, not a curated record. The coding region runs from base 1 to 432 and encodes 143 amino acids. NCBI's taxonomy places the organism in Eukaryota, Fungi, Ascomycota, Eurotiomycetes, Eurotiales, Aspergillaceae. The transcript has 2 exons.